AUGUUCAAAUUAUCAAACACAUGCAGUUCAACCUGCAAAGACUUCCCCAAAGAAAUCCCCUCGUAUGGGGAUAUAGGAGGAAUUGGUGUGACAUCAGCUUUUGUCCUUACGGCGUGGAUGGUGGUCGUUGUUCUCAUCGGAUACUAUCUCAAGGUCUAUGAUCCUAGAUUAGACCCUUUUCGAAAAGAGGGCACGCAAAAGGCUACGAAGUAUCCAAACUCGAUCGACUUUGCGGUUCACGAAAUCCUCCAGAGUCUCCCUUGGCCUAAGCAUGAUUCCAAAUAUAUUUCGGCUCAGUCUUCCAGACUCGGGACCGUCCUGAACGCUUGCGUCCUCAUGUUCGCUGAUGUCCAGAUCUUCACAUCGUUAGCAAUUCUCAUCAGCGCGUAUACUUCAGUUGGCUGCGACAUCGUUGCCUAUCACUGGCAAUACAUGAUCUACCUGGCAUGGCUUGCUUCAGUAACUCAUCUGGCCAGUCUCUCAUUUCUCCGCAACCAUCUCGCCAAUAAUCCCGCAAAGCGCACAUGGCGUCUAGUAGCCAUGUGCAUAAUCCAAGUCAUGCUAUCGGUGGCGGUAGGAUUGUCAAUGACUUUCGAUGGAGAUCCAUGGCUCGACUCUCAAGGUGGACGUCCUGCUAUCUGCUAUUUUAAAGAGCGGAUAGAUACAACCUCUAUUGCUUUUCAAUCAGCCAUCAAGUUUAUCAUUCUUAUCGUAUGGGGUCUCGCUAUUCGUAUUGCGAAGACUUUUGAGGGACUUGAAGGCGGGUUGCGUAGAAUUGCAUCGCUUCUGGAAGAAAUGGUAAAUUUGGACAGGAGACUUUAUCUAGACUCUACAGGAAGACGAUUGGGCUCCACGCCUCGCGCCUGGAGACAGUUGUUCGUUUCUUUCAGGAUUGGGUAUCUCUCAGUCAUAAGUAUUCAGCUGAGUCUUUUUACUUCGCUUCUUGCCGAGGUCUAUUGGUUAUUCUUUACCAUCAUUUGGAUUACAACGCGACUCGUCAAACUCCGCGUUCCCAGCAAUCAAGACGACAGCAAAUGGACGUUUGGUCAAGUUCUUCCUAUCAUCCUUCUCAUUGCGCCUCUUGCCCUAGCAAUCGAAGCCUUCUAUUCGUCACCAAAGGCCCAUGAGCCUAUUAAUGACCUACAAGAGAUUCCUGGGAGCAACUCAGACAUCAGAGAACUGUAUCAUAUCCACAGCCCAGCAUAUCGGGGUACAUUCUUCCUGGCGGUUCUGUCAUACAUCGAGAUUGCGGUCUAUUUCGUUCUCGACCAAGCAGAAACGCAAGGCAUUGCUACUCCUCUCUUUCAAAUCUUGACUUCGAUUUUUGUUCUCCAGCCCACGCUGCAGGCCUCUUGGUCCAUCUGCAAUCUAUGGCUUGACAAAAUGACUUGGAGCAUUGUAUUGAAGCGCUCAAUUCGCGAUGUUGUUCUACUCGUAUACUCUGCUAUCUCGCUUGCCGGAAACUUCAUAUCCUCGAGUGAUUCUCACAAUGGGUUUUUUCGUCUUCGCAGUUUAUACUCACCCAUGUUUUCCUGCUUUUAA
This is a messenger RNA of Fusarium proliferatum ET1, 1542 nucleotides long. RefSeq lists its product as uncharacterized. NCBI's taxonomy places the organism in Eukaryota, Fungi, Ascomycota, Sordariomycetes, Hypocreales, Nectriaceae. The coding region runs from base 1 to 1542 and encodes 513 amino acids. The transcript has 5 exons. The record is from RefSeq and is a predicted model, not a curated record.